AUGGAAGCGUUUACAGCGUGGGUGAUGCACGGCACUCUAAAUCUGUGCCUUGCAGGGCAACACGGCAAGCUGGGUCAUGGCAACGAGGAAAAUUGCCACACAGCCAAGCUGGUUUCCCUUCCCGAAACGAAGGUGAUCAAGCAGGUGGCGGUUGGAGAGCAACACAGCCUCAUGCUUACGGCGAGCGGUGCAGUGUUUGCCUUUGGUUUGGGAGCGUACGGGGCCUUGGGCGUGGAUAGUCUCGAGGAUCACCACGCACCUACGCCAGUCGGCACGCGCAGCCUGAUCGCCUACAUCGCCGCGGGCUACAACCAAAGCUUCGCGAUCGACCACGACGGAAGGGCCUACUCCUUCGGGGUCAAUGGCCCGUGGCUCGGCCACAACAACCUCUCCAAGAGCUAUCUGUGGCUUUCUUCUCGAGCAUCGAACGAAAAGCGAAACGUGGUGGUGACUCCCCGGCGGAUCGGCUCGGUCAGCGACCUGAAGAUGAAGAGCAUUGCCGUGGGCAUGAAGCACACGCUUCUGCUGACCACCGACGGGCUGGUCUACGGAAUGGGCAAGAAUCGCACGGGCUGCCUUGGGCUGGGCAAGGGUCACAAGAAGGCGGUGUGGGAUGCGGUCAAGAUUGAUGCGCUCGCCAGCGUCAACAUUGAGUUUGUGGGUGCGGGCGAGAGGCAUUCGGUCGCAGUGAGCGAUGUCGGCACCAUCUACGCGUUUGGUUCCGGCCGAGUACCAACGGGGAUGAGCAAGAACGCGUCGCACGACUUGCCGCGACCAUUGGAAGGCACGAGGGCGAGUGCGAAGCCGCUACACGUAGCGGUGGGUCCUCGGCACACCCUGAUCCUCCUGCCAUCGCCGCUCCUUCUCCUUCCCGACAGCAAGAGUGGCUACUUUACAGUUACAGAGUCGAGCGAGGUCGACCCAAGAAUCGGGGAGAUGGAACUGGGUCUGCCUCUUUCCGUCCGAUUGGCAGUGUACAAUUAUAUGCAGCGAGUCCCGGCGACUCCGCGAAAAGAUUCGGUGAAGGCCACGAUCAGUCAAAACGACCUCUCCUUUGUGAAUAAGUUGGGAGUGGGCGCAUUCGGCGACGUGUGGGAGGCUGAUGACUGGGCGCCCACCGAUAUAUAG
This is a messenger RNA of Acanthamoeba castellanii str. Neff, 1128 nucleotides long. RefSeq lists its product as uncharacterized. Gene Ontology annotation, cellular component: cytoplasm. Bases 1 to 1128 code for a protein of 375 amino acids. Lineage: Eukaryota; Discosea; Longamoebia; Acanthamoebidae. Gene Ontology annotation, molecular function: guanyl-nucleotide exchange factor activity. The record is from RefSeq and is a predicted model, not a curated record. The transcript is spliced from 11 exons.